This is a messenger RNA of Cryptococcus deneoformans JEC21, 974 nucleotides long. RefSeq lists its product as hypothetical. NCBI's taxonomy places the organism in Eukaryota, Fungi, Basidiomycota, Tremellomycetes, Tremellales, Cryptococcaceae. The transcript is spliced from 5 exons. Bases 155 to 484 code for a protein of 109 amino acids. Gene Ontology annotation, molecular function: acylphosphatase activity. The record is from RefSeq and is a predicted model, not a curated record.
UGUCUAUGAUCUAUGAUGCUGAAAUAUCAAUGCAGACUUCUAUUGUGUAUCGAGGCUCUUUCACAUUCCAAUUCUCACUCACCUCAAGUUGAAAUCGAAUCGAGCAAAAGAGCCUGAUUUAUCACGGUUUAUAUCUUACUCUUAGGGACACUUUAUGAGGAGCACUAUUUGCAAAAUGGCCCAAGACAUAAUUCAAUUUAAAGUUUCAGGUGCCGUACAGGGGGUCAACUUCCGAUACCAUACUCAGAAAGAAGCCCAAAAACUAGGCCUUAGGGGCCAUUGCUAUAACCACAGUGACUCAAGCGUACAAGGCGUUGCUGCUGGAUCGUCUGAAAAGGUGGAACAAUUUCGAAAGUGGUUAGAAAAGGGACCUUCAUCUGCUGAAGUCCAUAACGUAGAGCUCAUAAAGGAGCUCAGAAAUGCUAGUGAGGCCGAUGUGGAGAAGGCAGUAGGAACCAGCAGUGGUUUCGAAGUUCGACGGUGAUAACGCCUUCUCAUCCUGAUCGUAAUACUACAGUACUGCCAUUAUCCUCCUGCUAAAUCAGUAGUAUGUUACGUAGAAUGGAUUUAUCAUAUGUAGUAAGGGUAUUAAGAGAAUUCUGUCAACUGAAAUAAUUUCAAUUAAUCGAACUUCAUAAUAACUUAGCUCAACAGGAGGAUAAUGUUAUGUAGAAGUCUAGAACAGAACAAGAAGUACAGAAGAGCAGAGGACUCAUAGUAAUAAUGGGGUGUCUAAUCGUUACUUAAUACUCUAUUAUUCCCACCCUUCGAUUCCGAACCCUUGUAAGACCUCUAUAUGUCUUUAGAGGGUCAAAAAACAGAUACUUCUUUUCCGACUCUACGUAAGUACAAGUCGGUUGCCAUGCAAUCUUCCCUCCACGUAAUCUCCUUCUUAUCAUUAAUAUUAUAAUUGUAAAUGUAAUCGGGAGACAAGCUGACGACGCAAAGGAAAUGCGAUGUACAACAAAACAGCC